Messenger RNA from Monascus purpureus, 2991 nucleotides. The record is from the annotation of a GenBank genome assembly. NCBI's taxonomy places the organism in Eukaryota, Fungi, Ascomycota, Eurotiomycetes, Eurotiales, Aspergillaceae.
UGCAGCCUUGCCAAGGGUCGCAAAUCUGCUGGCAAAGAAUUCAACUCUUGUCUUUGUCAAUACAUUACCCUCCUUAUUAAAUUUGAGCCUACUGGACAAAUUUGGCAGGAUCGAAAUUUGCACACUGUUUGCUAACCCCAAUCUACAUCCCACGUCUUGCUAGUCCCACGCCAUGUCUAAACAUCGCAUGAAGAAUGUGAGCUAUGACGAAGAUGAUCUCGACGAUGAAUACGAUUCCCUAGACCCAGAGCAGGAGGAAUAUCUCGAGGAGUGUACAACAGAGGUAUCGAACAAGUUACGCUCGGGAGAACCAUCUGUUAUGGCGACGAGAGCGGAGGUGCAGGAGGCCUUGUGGCAUUACUAUAAUGACGUGGAGAAGUCUGUGAAUUAUUUGAGAAAUAAGAAGAUGAAGGAAAUAAAAAAGAAGCAGAGUGCUCCUCCCCCGGCACCGAAAGUGCAGAAACGAACUACUGUGUCACCAUUUCCUAUUCCCCCGACCUCAAUGCGAUCAUGUACUGCCCACUUUUCGGCGGCCGAGUUCUUUCACGACUCUCCGUGGCUCAAGAUACCUUCGCAUCGAAGGGCAGAUAUCAUUGUAGAGCCUUUAUACCCUCGACUCGGUCUCCUGGGCGGUGCUCCUGAAUCUAGUGGGAAGACAUCCAAGUUAGCUGCUUUGGCUGCUGCGCGCAAGAAGAAGGAAGGCGUGAAAGUGAAAGCUGCGACGGCGGCGCCUUCUGCUGAUUCCACAGUGACUGAUCAGGCAGAGACAUCUUCAGCCGAACGCAAAGGCACACCAUUGUCAUUAAUGGAGAGGCUGUCCUCUUCCGGCAAGCAGCAAAGGCCUACUGAACCUGCAAGUGGAUUGCGUGCUCUUGGAAAGGGGACUCGAUCAAGGGCUCCUGCAAUCCAGAAGCAGCCAUCCCCGGACGCAAACAAUCCGCCGAAGAAGCAUGAUGAGCCGCGAUUGGAAGAACAACGACUCAAAAAGAUGGAUAGCGAGAAGGAACUGCCAAAACCCGACAUCCGCGCGAAACCAUCUCCUUUCGCCACGAUCAUCAUCGGGGGAGCAACGCGCCCUAUGAAAACCGAGUCCAGCCACUUGCACUCACAAAAUGUUGAUCUAAUGCAGGUCUACGGACAAGAUCUUACUGAAGCCUUUGAUUUUGCAGGUCCUAGCCCAGAUGAUGUCAUUCUAAACGCUCAAAGUUCAGCUAAAGGCUUCAAAUCGAAGCAGCUGGCCCCGAAAACAGCGGCAGACAAAAAAGCCCAGUCCGAAUUAGCAGAUGGAGUGAAGAAUUUGACUGUUGAAGAGAAGGUGAAUGUCAAGGGUAAAAAUCUUGACGUGUUAUCGGAGUACAAGAAAUCUAAACGAAAGAAUGCUGCAAAUUUUGUCGUCAUCGGACACGUUGAUGCUGGAAAGAGUACACUUAUGGGUCGCUUGUUGACGGAUCUGAAAGCUGUGGAUCAAAGAACUCUUGAAAAAUACCGUCGGGAAGCGGAGAAUAUAGGGAAAGGAUCCUUUGCUUACGCUUGGGUGUUGGAUCAAAGCGCCGAGGAGAGGGCUCGGGGUGUCACUAUCGAUAUUGCAUCGAACAAGUUUGAAACGGAAAAGACUGCCUUCACUAUUGUGGAUGCACCUGGACAUCGGGACUUUGUGCCCAAUAUGAUCGCUGGUGCUAGCCAGGCAGACUUUGCUGUGCUCGUUAUCGAUUCUGGUGUUGGCAAUUUUGAAGCUGGCUUGAAAGGCCAAACUAAGGAGCAUACUUUGUUGGUACGAAGCAUGGGGGUCCAAAAGAUCAUUGUGGCCGUCAAUAAGAUGGAUCUUGUCCAGUGGGGUAAGGAUCGUUUUGAAGAGAUCGAGCAGCAGAUAUCUUCGUUUUUGACCAGCGCCGGAUUUCAAGCGAAGAACAUCUCGUUCAUCCCUUGCUCAGGGUUCCGGGGAGAUAACAUCACUAGACGGAGUGAGGAUCCUCUCGCAUCGUGGUAUACGGGUCCGACUCUCAUUGAAGAGCUGGAGACGUCCGAACCUCACACUUAUGCCUUGGAUAAACCACUGCGCAUGACGAUCGGCAAUGUCUUCCGAGGUGGCGUACAGAACCCUCUCUCGAUCUCAGGACGGAUAGAAGCCGGCAGCCUACAAGUUGGUGACCAGAUUUUUACGAUGCCUAGCGGAGAAACGGCCACCAUUAGAAGUCUGGAAGUAGAUGAAGAAGCAAGCGACUGGGCCGUAGCGGGCCAGAACGUCGUUCUGAAUCUUGUCAAUAUCGACCCUGUGCAUCUUCGGUCUGGCGAUGUCAUCUGCAGCCCUUCGUCACCUGUCCAGAACAUCACUCAGUUCACGGCUAAGGUGCUCGCAUUCGAACACCUGAUGCCUAUGCCUCUUGACAUUCAUCGUGGACGACUCCAUGUGCCCGGACGGAUCAGUCGACUCAUCGCGGCGUUGGACAAAGGUUCUGGGACAGUGAUUAAGAAAAAGCCCAAGAUAAUAGCUCCCGGUACUGUAGCCCGGAUCGUUGUUGAGAUGGACCAGGCUGUCCCCUUGGAGGCACCCACGCGGAUAGUUCUCCGUGCUGGUGGAGAGACGGUUGCUGCAGGGCUGCUGGAGUGAACAUGUCGAGUUCUCUUAGACAUUGUAUGUACAGCGCUUCGUAGACACCGGAAACGAGUUCAGAAAGAUUGGGAAGGUCAGGAAGGAGGAAUGAAUUACGUGCCACGGUAUCGCCUACCAUAUCCGUUGCAUAUGUGCCAUUAACCGGCACACUACGGGGCAUUUGAAGGAGUCUUGCCACGGCUGUAGUGAAGGCCUUGGCAUGGGGGUCUAACCGUAAACAGGCAGAGUAUAUAGAGCUUCUUCCAAGGGAAUAGAUUCAUAGACAUCUGGCAGGCUGAAUAAGGCUUGUCCCAAACAGGAAAUGGUUCGAGGCCACGUGGUUUUUCUACUUUGCCCGAUUCUAGCAAGUUCGACAGUGGCGCUGUGAUGUGAUUGGUCCC